Uranotaenia lowii is the source of this 3348-nucleotide messenger RNA. RefSeq lists its product as uncharacterized. Gene Ontology annotation, molecular function: nucleic acid binding. Bases 1 to 3348 code for a protein of 1115 amino acids. Lineage: Eukaryota; Metazoa; Arthropoda; Insecta; Diptera; Culicidae. Gene Ontology annotation, biological process: DNA integration. The transcript has a single exon. The record is from RefSeq and is a predicted model, not a curated record.
AUGUUCCGCCAUCUAGAAGGCCUGCCAAUCUCCAGCUAUACUCAUGCAGUGCCACGGAUUUUGAUUGGAGUGAAUAAUAUUCGGUUAACUGUUCCACUUCGAGUCAAAGAAGGCAAGCUCAAUGAACCAGUUGCUACCAAGACACGUCUUGGUUGGUGUGUAUACGGGGGAACGGUCGGUUGUCUAGAAAAAGCAACGGUGAAUCUUCAUACAUGCGUGUGCAUAACCGAUAGAACCCUUCAUGACACGGUUAAAGAUUACUUCGCAUUGGAAGAUACUGGUAUUGCGACUUCAAAGGUUUUAGAAUCAGCAAACGAUAUCCGGGCAAAUAAGAUUCUGGAAGAAUCAACUAUUCGUGUAGGCCAACGAUUUCAGACAGGUUUAUUAUGGAAAUACGAUCUUGAUCUAAUAGAGUUUCCGGAUAGUUUCCCUAUGGCCAUGAAACGGUUUGAAUGUCUCGAAAGAAAGCUGGAAAAAGACCUGAAAAUUAAACAAACAAUUGAACAGCAAAUUAAAGAUUAUUUAACGAAAGGAUAUGCUCGUCGAGCCACUAACGAUGAACUUAAAAAUAGCGAUCCUCGGAAAGUAUGGUACUUACCUUUGGGUGUAGUAGUAAAUCCGAAAAAACCGGGAAAAGUACGCAUGGUUUGGGAUGCUUCCGCCAUGGUAAACGGAGUUUCGUUAAAUAUAAUGCUGUUGAAAGGACCUGAUCAGCUAGUUGCAUUGCCUAGAGUUCUUUUUCGAUUCCGUCAAUUCGCAAUCGCAGUAACGGGAGAUAUAGCAGAAAUGUAUCACCAGAUUCUCAUCCGACCACAAGACCAACAAUCUCAACGAUUUCUUUGGCGAUCCGACCCGAACAAAAAUCUUGAAGUAUUCAUAAUGCAGGUUGCGACGUUUGGAUCUACGUGUUCUCCCGCAUCCGCACAAUACGUAAAAAACCGUAAUGCCAUGGAGUUUGCUGAGAAAUAUCCGAGAGCUGUAGAAGAGAUUAUAGACGGUCACUAUGUAGACGACUAUAUGGGAAGCUUCGCCAGUAAAGAAGAAGCUAAAAAGGUCGCUGUUGAAAUACGCGAUGUUCACGCCCAAGGUGGUUUCAAAAUACGAGACUGGAAGUCCAAUUGUUCCGAAGUUAUCGAAGUAUUGGAGGAACAAACAACCAGCAAUCCGUCGCGCGUUGGAAUUAAUUCGACGACUAGCGAGAAGGUGUUAGGCAUGCAGUGGUUCUCAGGGGAAGAUCUCCUAGCCUACUGUAUCUCAUUUCAACCAGAUUUGCAGAAGCUUAUUACUAACAGAAAUAGACCUACAAAGCGCCAAGUGCUUAAAUUUCUGAUGAGUGUGUUUGAUCCUCUGGGAUUGUUAGCAGCGUUCGUGGUGCAAGGAAAAGUGUUGUUGCAAGAUGUAUGGCGUGCUGGAACAAAAUGGGAUGAAGAAAUUGAUGACCAAGGUUUUGCGAAAUGGAUACGAUGGACUGACCAAUUCCAAUUGAUAACGGAUCUGAGGAUUCCCAGGUGUUACUAUCCCAGCGCUACCGAUCUUCAGUACAAGUAUUUAGAACUCCACAUAUUUGCUGACGCCAGUGAAGACGCUUAUGCUGCAGUUGCCUUCUUUCGUAUUCCUGUUUCUCAUGAUUCCUUCCAAUGCUCCUUGGUUGCGGCUAAGACAAAAGUAGCUCCUCUGAAACACUGCUCCAUCCCUCGUUUAGAACUGCAGGCGGCCGUUUUGGCGACUCGUUUAGCAACGUUCAUCAAAGAAGGUCAUACCUUGACAAUUGACAAAAUAGUAUUCUGGUCAGACUCUAGCACAGUUUUGGCAUGGAUACGCUCUGAUCAUCGGCGGUAUAAACAAUUCGUUGCUUGUCGGGUUUCUGAGGUCUUAACGACAACUACGAUCGCUGACUGGCGGUGGAUAUCGACCAAACUUAACGUAGCAGAUCUAGCAACAAAAUGGGGCCAAGGAGGCCAACUGAAUUCAAACAGUCCCUGGUUUCAGGGCCCUGAAUUCUUGAAAUUGGAUGAACAGCACUGGCCUAAACCGAAAUCAAUUUUAGCUACCAACGAAGAGAUGAAACUUUGUGGAAUACAUCAUGGUAUUACUGUCCCAGUACCUAUAAUUGACCCUUUACGUUAUUCGCGAUGGACUAGGAUGCUAAGAGUGACGGCGUACAUUUUACGAUACUUUAACAACGUUCAGAAGAAGAGGUCAAAGCUUAAUAGUAUUUAUCUCACUCGAGAUGAACUGCAGAACGCUGAAAAUUAUCUUUUUCGUUCCGUACAAUGGGAGGCGUAUCCAGAAGAAAUGUCAGUGCUGCUGUCGACUACAAAUGUUGGUGUAGAAAAGAAUAGUCCACUGUACAAGUUAUCCCCUUACGUAGAUGAGCAAGGGGUGCUCAGAAUGGACGGACGAAUAGGAGCAGCUAAGAAUGUAGAAGAAAGCACCAAGUUUCCAGUGAUUCUGUGCAAGCAACAUCCGAUAACUGAUCUUCUUAUUAAUCAUUACCAUAGCCAGUACCAUCACGCAAACUUUGAGACCGUGGUGAACGAAAUCAGGCAGUGUGUCUACAUUCCACAGAUUCGAUCGCGCGUCAAGAUCAUAAUAAAUGGAUGCCAAUGGUGCAAAGUGUACAAAACCCGUCCCCAAGUUCCCAGAAUGGCUCCGCUACCGGCAGCGAGAUUAUCAUCAUUCACUCGACCUUUCAGCUAUGUUGGGCUGGAUCUUUUCGGACCCGUUUCGGUCAAAGUUGGCAGAAGCAAAGUGAAGCGUUGGGUAGCCUUGUUCACGUGCUUAACUAUACGUGCAGUACACGUGGAGGUGGUGUAUAGCCUGGACACUCAAUCUUGCAUCAUGAGUAUCCGUCGUUUUGUCGCUCGACGUGGUUCCCCGCUUGAGUUCCAUUCAGAUAACGGUACAAAUUUCCGUGGGGCAGACAACAUACUACAAGAACAGAUUAGAAACAUCCAAGAAGGACUGGCGUCAACGUUUACUAACACUGUAACAAAAUGGGUUUUUAUUCCUCCUGGAACGCCACAUAUGGGAGGCUCCUGGGAGCGUAUGGUACGCUCUGUAAAAACGGCGCUGCGAUCAAGUAUUGAAGCCGGACGAGCGCUGAAUGACGAAGCUCUUUUGACCCUACUGGUUGAAGCUGAAAGCAUAGUGAAUUCAAGGCCGCUGACAUAUCUUCCAUUAGAAGCUGAAGAGAAAGAGGCCAUCACUCCAAAUCAUCUCUUACUUGGCAGUUCAACCGGCGUAAAACAACCCGGUAUAGCACCGGUCGACGAAAGAUUGGCUCUCAAGAACUCUUGGUAUCAAAUUCAACAUCAGGCUGAUGUCUUCUGGCGGCGUUGGAGCUGA